AUGGUCGUCUCCUUCAAGCUCUCCCGCCGCGGCCGCCGCUUCUACCCGCCGCCCCCCUCCUCCGCCCCCGCCGCCGACGCCUCCGACGGGUCGCCCAAGCCGCCGCCGUGGGAGGUGAGCACCCUCGCCUCGCCACGCCUCCACCCUCCCCAUCUCCCCAUCUCCUUCGUAUUAUGGGAUUUCGUACGGCACGAGCGCUCACCAUCUGACUCAAACCCGUGCGUGCAGGCCGCCGCGGCGGGGCCGGGGCUCGGCGGCGACGCCAUCGCCGCCCGAUCGUCCGUGCGCGGCGCCGAUCCUGCCGAUUUAGGUCUCGAGCCGUCGUUCGCGCUGAACCUGUUCCCGGAUGGGUACUCGGUCGGCGGGAUCGACAAGGGGAUGCUUGUGUUUCUGAUUGGUGAUGAUCCGGAGAGGAAGCCCUACAACAGGGCAUCCAGAUCUCUGCUCUCUGAUAUUGAGUAUGGCUGCUUGCCUAAAGAUAUAUUGCAUGGCAUCCCUUGCAAAUUCCAAAAUGGAAUUGUUGUUUGUGAGGUGCGGGACUACAGGUCCUUCCUGUCGAAUGGGGAUGAUUCUUCAGAAGACGACUUCCCCAUAAUGAACAGAAUUGCUCUUAGAUUGGGGACUGAAUGUGUUGUCAAUGAUCUAUCUUUGAUUGCGGAUGCUUCAUGGACUUAUCACGAGCAAUUGAUUGCUGAGUCGACCAUCAUUAAUUCCUUGCAACCCAGGCUUAAUUUGGACCCCAAGCCAUGCCUUGAAAAGCUAUGCAACUCUGUUAAGAAGAUUGAUUUAGGUCUACAUAAGGGAAGACGACGAAUGAAAGAGACGUCUCCUCUCAAUACUUCUCCUGGCCCUCCUGACAAAUGCAAGCCCAAGGAAUGCAACUCCUGUGAAGGUGCAGCAGUAUGCAUUGAGAAUUCAGCUCUAGAAGUGUUGCCAAGCGGAAUACUGAGCUGCUCGCCAGUGAAUUGUCCAUCACCUCCCCAAGUUAACACAGCAGUAUGCAUUGAGAAUUCAGCUCUAGAAGUCUUCCCAAGCGGAAUACUGAGCUGCUCGCCAGUGAAUUGUCCAUCACCUCCCCAAGUUAACACAGAAGUAUGCAUUGAGAAUUCAGCUCUAGAAGUCUUGCCAAGCGGAAUACUGAGCUGCUCGCCAGUGAACUGUCCAUCACCUCCCCAAGUUAACAGUGCCAAAUCAACUGUAGUGUCUGAUCCCGAAGAUACUACGCAAUGCUCUUCUACCAUUAUCAACAGCUCUGCUUUCUGUGAUAGGGAACAAAGUGCAUCAAGUACUCCUGCUUCUGAUAAUUUUCUUCAGAAUCAUGAUCAGCAGGCGGACUUAGCUAUCGUGAAGGUUGAUCAUAAAAAGGGGCCAUUGCUAACAGAGACAGUUCUACCACAAAAGAGAAAGGAGUGCUCGAAUCUUCUACAUCAAAGGCUGUUUUCAGUGAAAAGUCCAAGGUUGAGUUCCCAAAGUUCCGAUGACCAGUUUCAAAAGUCAGCGGGGGCUUCAAAUAAAGAAGGUCUUAUGCUAGGAUCUCCAAAAGAACCGUCGGUUGAGGACAAGGUAGAUCAGGCAAUAGGCAACAAGGACAUGGAAGUACAUCAACAGAAGUCCUUCUCAACUCCUUCCUUGAACAUAAUAAAGGAUCCAUGUUCAGAAAAAUUCGCCGAAAAGGUUAAGCAGGGAUCUCGGAAAGAACUGCCAGUUGAGGUUAUGGUAGAUCAGACCAUGGGCAAAAAGGACGUAAGAUUACAGGAACAGAAGUCCUUCUCAGUUGUCCCAACAACUCACCCACUUCCUUCCUUCAACAUAAAUGAUCCAUGUUUAGAACAGUUCCCUGAAAAGGUUAAGCUGGGAUCUCCAAAAGAGCUGCCGGUUGAGGUCAAGUUAGAACAGCCAAUUGGCAGAGGAAAGGAAAAUGAGCCCCUGUCAAUACUCCCGACCACUCUUCCACAGUAUUCCUUGAACAGAAACAGUCUGCAUAUAGAAAAAAUCCCUGAAAAGGUUCACUCUUCCGAUACAAGGAUGAGAGAAAGUCAUCUGGUCUCAUGUGUAGAUGUGGACAAUCACGGAGGAGAGCUCAAAGACAGUUCAGUGACCUCUGUAACCUCCUGCAAUGCAAGUUCAAGAAAUGCAGACGACAAACCUCACGAGGAUAAAGCUUCUACGGAGCCCCAACCUAUUACUUCAAACAUAAAAGUAUCAGGAACUUCUACCAUUUCUCUGAACGAGCAAGUCAAUUUUGAAGGGAACGGGCAGAAACAAGCUGAUAUUCUGGUCAGGCGUUCGUUUGAGGACAGAAGCUCAAAAGAGCCAGGUGUUACUGAUGGUACUAGUAGUCAAUUUGGUAUUUCUCCAGAUAUUGAGGUGUGCAUUGGACACCCUUUAUAUAACAUUGAACCUAACAUAGAAAGGAUUCUAUCAGAGGUUAUCCUGACCACCCAGAGGCAUGCACCAGAUGGGAAUGCUGCUAAAAUUGAUGGUCUUGAAACAUUGACGCCAGUGAAUUCCUGCUCACCAUCUUGUUUCAUUCGGUAUGAGGGUGCUGAGGGAAGUCCAUACAUGCGGGAAGAGACCAUUUCAUGCUGUCUAUCUAGGAGAACGAAACAUACUCGAAAUAUUAGAAGCUUUGUUUUUCACCGUGUACAGUAUUUCUGUAGAGGUAUAGUUGAUCAAUCUCAUUACAUACUUUGCCUUCUUGAGUCUGAAUCACCGGAUGACCAUCAAAUAGCUGUUGAAAUGAUAUCAGGAGAUGAGCGUUUUCACAUCGCUACUCUUCCCACUUCUGAUCAAGCAAAGAAGUUUGUGGAUCAAUUCAUUCUUCUGAUGAAACGCGAUGGCUACACACUAUGCAAUUCUACGGUCUGUAAUGGAUUCUCUGAACUCACACAGCAAUCCACAGAUGUAUCUCAGCCCGGCUAUCUGACUGGAGAACAUCCACAGUACCAGGGGUUCUCGCCUUCUGUUGCGAAAAGCGUUGUGAUUAAUGAAUGUAAGGAUGCAGGUUUUGCAUCGGAGAAGAGGCUCCCAGAUGUACAUGCCAAUGCUCGGCAGCAAGGGAGCCAGCAGUGGGGACUGCCAGAUGUACAUGCCAAUGUUCUGUAUCAAGGGAGUCGGCAGUGGGGCCUGACAGACGGGCAUGCAAAUGCCCAGCACGAAGGGAGUCAGCAGUGGGGGAUGCCAGAUGCACACAGAAAUGCCAUGCAGCAAGGGAGUACUCGGCAGCGGGGGCAGUCAUAUGCGCACACAAAUGUUCCACAGCAAGGUGGUAACCAGCAAUGGGGGCAACCAUAUGCACGCAGAAAUGUUCCGCAGCACAGGAGUAACCAGCAGUGGGGGCAACCAUAUGCACAUGCAAGUGUUCCGCAGCAAGGGAGUUACCAGCAGUGGGGGCAGCCAUACGCACACGCAAAUGUUCAGCAGCAAGGGGGUAAUCAGCAGUGGGGGCAAACACAUGCACACGGAAAUGUUGGGCGCCAAGGGAGCCAGAAGCAAUGGGGGCAAGCAUAUGCGCACACAAAAGUUCGGCGCCAAGGGAGCCAGCAGCAAUGGCGGAUGUCAGAUGCUCAUGCAAAUCCUCUGCGUCAAGGGAAACAGAAAUGGUGGCUGCCAGAUGAUCAUCAUAGUUCAAAGGCUAUGCACCAAGGGAGCCAGCAGCAAUGGGUACAGCCAGAGCAGCAACACCCAACGCCGGCAAACGUCGACGCAUCCCACUUCUCGAACCCCGGUUACCCAGUUGAGCAGCAGUACAACAGCAGAGUCUUCCAGGACCAGAGGCGGGCACCAUUCUCAGGCGGGGCGUGCUCAACGGAUCAGCACCAGCACCACUACUACCCCCAAAGCAGACAGGAUACACUAGGAGGGUCCGGCGAGAGACACACUAUGACCACAAGUAUGGGUGCAUGCAGCUAUGGCCAGUGGCACCAGACUCCGACUCCACCCCCGCAGCAGCACGACGGCAGGACGUACCGGUGGGGUUUCCAGGAUUUCGGCAGGCAGGUGCAGAUCAACAACCUGCCUCCAAUGCAGGCCGGGAGGAGCGUGCUGCUGUCGGGGCUGCACCCAACUGGAAGCCCGCAGACGACCUCUCCGACCACCGGCUCCGAUGGCAGCGUCACAAGCACGUUCCUGGUCCCUCCCAGCAGCUACCACCAGUGCCCGCCGCCGCCGCCGCAUGGGAUAUGCUGAAGGGCGAUGUUAUCAGGCAUGGUUUCGUUGGCGCGGCGUGCUUUUGGUGCAGGUUAAAAGCACAGGAAGUACUUGCAACACAUACUUUGCGGAUACUUUGUUUCGAUGAAGUUCCUUCUUUUGUCUCGCGCUUCGCUGGUUGAUAUAUAGCAGGUGCACAGUGGUUUGUCUAUGCUCUGGUAGCUUUAGCCUGAUGGCUACAUUUUUUGCGGAGUACCAAGGGGUAGGACAUGCUUAGGAUGGGCUACUGAUGUUUUUGCUUGCAGCAUUCUGUCAUUGGCAGCUUGGUUGCUUGAGGCUCCUCCUGGGCGGCUAAUAUUAUACAGUAUGGAUUAUGGAAACUUUGUUCA
Triticum aestivum (bread wheat) is the source of this 4538-nucleotide messenger RNA. RefSeq lists its product as uncharacterized. Gene Ontology annotation, molecular function: transcription coregulator activity. Lineage: Eukaryota; Viridiplantae; Streptophyta; Magnoliopsida; Poales; Poaceae. Gene Ontology annotation, biological process: regulation of transcription by RNA polymerase II. The transcript is spliced from 12 exons. Bases 1 to 4188 code for a protein of 1395 amino acids. The record is from RefSeq and is a predicted model, not a curated record. Gene Ontology annotation, cellular component: SAGA complex.